GAGAGCUCAUUUCAAAUUUCUUGUUAAAGAGUACACCUAAGUUCGUAAUUUCAAUGAAGAAAUGUAUAUUUUUGUAGAGUCGAUAUUUGGUACAGUUUCAUACAUAAAUAAAUUAAAAAAAAAAUAUUUCUAAAUAUGGAGAAUCGAAUGGUUAUGUUUCUUAAAAAUAUAUAUUUAACGCAAAUAAAUGUCUAAGAGCAAAUAUCCAAAAACGCAUAGAAAAGACGUCGUUACAACAGGGAAAUUCCCUUAAAUAUUUGUUUUGCGUUAUUCUUGGCUUGUUGGUUAUUCCAAAUUUCACGACUUUAGAAUCCUCCGAGUGUAACGGGUUUAAGUAAAUCAAAAAUUCGCCGUCGACGGCGGCGGUUCUCGACGAUACUUCGUUAAGGAAUGCACCUGGGUACAUUCACGUUGCAGCUGCAGUCGGCUCCCUAUUUGCUCGUUAACACGUUGCGAUGUUGUUUACUAAGUUCCAUCCACGGCGAGUUCGCGGAUGCGAGGGGUUAUUACAUAAAAAGAGGUUGAUAUCUGUAUUGCUAAGAUAAAUAUUCAAUUUUAGGCCUUUGGACUUUUAAAUCUCUGAAUUUUUGAAUUCUUAGAUGCUGGGCGCUUUGAUCCCUACAGUCUGAAUUCUCUUUGAUUCGUGUCAAACGUCUCUGCAUUUUGAUGCAAUAUUGUGAAUUAUUAUUCGUUUAAAUUAUUAUGGUAUUAUUAGAAAUUUGUAUGCCAUUUAUAUCACAUAUAAAUUUCUAGAUUCGUAGGUUUUUCUUGGUUUUUAAGUUUUUUAAUUCUUGAAGUUUAUUAUGUUUUUUUAGCAUUUCAUUAAAGAGAUAUGUCAAAUCAUUAGGUAAAGAAAAACAUAAGCGUUUGAAGCAUUGCUUUAAAUUCCGAUGUUUUUCAAUUCCGGAAUAUUUAUCGUUUCAAGGAAUAAUAAAAUUUAUAAGAUAAUAACGUACAAGUACUAUAAGUCGUUCAUACAAAAUAAAAAUGAAUAAAUAGAAUUUUUUCACAUCCGAUUAAAUCGAGCACUCGUACAUCUUGCUGUGACUCAUACUGAAUAAUUACAAAUAUUAAACAAAUACAAUAAUGGUAUAUUAAUAUGGACAAAGAAUGACCGGCAAAUCCGACUGUACGCUGCAUAGAAUAAAUAAGCGAUAUUGCAAGUUAAGACCGGUUAAACCAGGUCAGUGCUUUCGAUCAUAAACUGCGCACGCGUCCUGUACACCCUUAGCGCCACCCCGUUGAGGACUAGGGACAACCCCAAACAUAAUGCACCCCUUCGGCUCGCAUUAUUCCGAGAUCGCUAGCAACGUCGUCGGGAUGCAAUCUCGCCGAUCGAAGAGUGCAGAUGUAUCCACAGUGCGAAGUACGAAACGAGGCAGAGGCAAAUAUUUGCGAAUAAAUUGUGCAGAAUAAAAGCAUCUCAAAAGUAAAUCGAAUAAAUUAAAGUAAAUUAACGAAAUAAUUUAUCUCCCCCCCGAUAAACGCCGCAAAGUCUUCGAGUGGAAAGUUCAUUGAAAGAUACGUGCGAACCGUUACUGAGUUACGGACCAAGAGACCUUUUAAGAUAUGGGACAGCUGGCGUAACGUAAGAAAAGGACUGGUCGUUAGCAAUUUCGAAGAGUUGAUUAUUCGAGGUAAGGAAAAGCUGGGCGUGCCACAAAACGAGAAUGUCUCACUAGUUUUGGAGUCGGACGGUACGCAAGUCGAGGACGGCGAGUACUUCAAGACAUUAGGAAACAACACGAUCCUGCUCCUGUUGCGGCAUGGUGAACGUUGGUGUCCUACUGGCGUCGACAUCAUACGCGCUGCUUCUUUAGUGUCAUACGCGCUGCUAUGUAAAGGGGAUAUUACAACGAUCAACUUUGGUUGAUGGAAAUCGACAACUUGGUUGAGGAAACUAAUCUCGAGGCAACUGAUAAAAUUGAAACUGAUCAAACUGAAUUACAUGUGGAUCAAACUGAAUCCUUACACACACACAAGCCUUUAAACGAUCAACCAACAAUUUCGGCGAUCCCAAAAAUAGUCUGCGAGACGAUCCACGCGCUGGAGUUGCACGAUGAGACGCCAUCGUGGAAAAUCAUGGACAAUAAAGGCCGAGUCACAGUGGUGCUGCACUGGGACCAGCGCUCGUCGUCGUCGUCGCAGGUGCAGCAACAGCAGUCGAAGGCAGGCCAGGAUGCCCAGACUUCCAAGUACUCGCCGACUAAGAAAGCCGACCUGAGUGGCGCCCAGCGACCGUCCCUGGUGAUCCAAACCAGCUUGGACAAGCUCGGCUAUGACGGCAAGACGACGCACUUGCCCGGCGAAAUCGCCCAGACGCGGUAUACCAGCCCGCGAAUCACUGUGAUAAAUCAUGACGAUAUGCAGCAGCAGCCGAUGCCAUCGCACAUGCCGGGCCGUCUGGUGAAGCAAGGCACGAAUUCGUUCGACAGUACGACCAUCCACAUACAUACACCCGAGUGCUCCAACCACAUCCAUCAACCGGUCGCGCGGAACGGAAGUCCGGUGAAUGGCGCCGAUGGUGGUGCCGUCGGUGAGUGUGACUUCCAUUGCUGCGCCCUGCACGAGGAGGGUCGCAGGAUCGCUGUGCACAAAUCGGUAGCGACGUCACCAAUUCAAGACGCGCAGCAUGCGUAUCAACACCCGCAUCAUCCGCAUCAACAGCAACAACAACAAACGCAGACGCAGACACCAUCGCCACAGCCGCCAUCCUCUCUGUCGGACGGCACCAAACGACCUGGCCUCAGCAAAGGUCACGUUCGUUUUCGUGAUACCGCUGACGAGGAGUCAAACUCGCGUCUGGCAGGUGCCGUUGGCUUCCAUUUACAUCACAAUCAUCAUCAUCAUCAUCAAGAGCACGAUAGCUCCGAAUCCGAGACGGAAAACACAAUAAUGGAGGACGAAAUCGUGACCUCGGAGAAAUUUUUGCUGCUGAUCGAUCAGCUGACGGUCGACCAAAAGCACCAUCUUAGCAUCAAGGACAUUGGCAUCAUAUUGGAGCGACUUAGCUCCAAAAUCCUCGACGUCGAGCGGCUGGAUCGCGAGAGCGAGAGCGAGGAGUGCUACAAUUGGACGAUCAAGGCGAUCAUACGAGGCGAUGUUUUGCGGGAGCUCGGAGUGAUCUACAAUGGGAAUUAUUACGCGAUCUCAGAGCAUCCCGGCUAUAAAGAGGAGUCCGAAGAGAAUAACGAGGAUAACGAGGAGGAGGAGGAGGAUAGACUUUAAUAUGAUGCUGUUUUACUAGAUAGAUAGAUAGAUUAUACACCUAUUUCAGGUUAUUAUUAAAUUAGGACACGUUGUAAACGGAAAUAAGGACGGGGAUAUCACGUGGUAUCUCCAUUGAUUCCGAGGAUUUUUUGAAAAUUGAUUAAACCCGAACUUUCUGUGAUUUUUUCUGAGAAUCUCUCUAACAUUUCCUAGAAUUUUCCUAAGAUCUUUAUGAUCCCUCAAGGAUUCCCAGUGAGCUUGGGUUUUCUUAACAUUUUCUAGGAAUUUUUUAAGAUUAAGAGAUGCAGUAGCGUUGUCUCGUGCCAAAUAUAUGAAAGUUCUACAGAAUUAACCGCUUAAGGUUUGCUGAACUUAGGAUUUUUUAGAUCGAAUCUUUUAGGAUACAUCCUAGAAAGUUUGAAGAUUUCAGAAUUACUUUCUUAGGAUUCUCCGUAAGAUUUUUUAGGAGAUUUCCGAUAUUCUAAUCCUAUAAAAUCUUAGGAUUCUCUGUAAGAUCCUGUGUGCGCUUAGAAUUUAUAAUAUUAAUCUUAUAAGUUUCUAGGAGUCUCUAAAAAUUUUCUAAUUCUACAAAUAUCCAGAAUACGUUUACUUUCAAUUCAGGAUACUUUUUAAAAAAAUAUUUAGUUUUAAUAUUUUUCAAAGAAAGAAAUUUCCAAAUUGUACUGUUUUAGAUUCAUAUUUUUUUAAUUAUAGGGAAUUUAAUUUUUUUGGAUUGUAGUUUAUUCGAUAAUUUGGAUCCUGGAUUCCUUAAAUUAUAGUACCUUAGAUUUUAAAUGUCGCAAGAUAUAUCUUAGACUCUAAAUGCUGUAAUUUUAGGUGCUUAGAUUCCAGGUAUCUUAAAUUGAAUAGACUUUUGAUCCAAACAUCUUAGACGCUAAGUAGACUUUAGACUUUUUAUAAAUAGUAAAUUUAAAGUUCCUUAGAUCCUGAGAGAUCUAAGUUUUUCAAGUCUGAACUUGAAAAGACUUCUUUUUUUUUCAACCCUGACACAUUUUUCUGAUUCUUUCGAGCUUUAUGUUAAACAUUCCUAAAACUGUCGUCUAAUCUCGAAAGAGUUCUGUGAAAAAGAUCCUUAAGAGAUUAUCGAUAGAAGUCUCAAUUAGCGAAACAACAAAGAAGGAAAAAAAUUUUAAUAUUGUUUUAUCAGAAAGGUAAAUAGAGGUAUAAAUUAUAAUUAUAAGAAAUGCCAGUGCCAUUAUUGUUUAGUUUGACUUUUGUACGAGCUUAUGGAUAUUAAUCUUUAAAUUGAGGAAACUUAGAUAAAUGUUUUCAAUUUUUUACGAACCGUUGUGCCAAAUCUUUCCAUUUGUUAUUAUAAUAACUUUGCAUAUCGGUCUAGUAAUGCAAAGAGCAAUCUCGAAAUUCAUAAAAUCCUCGGAUCAAAGAUGAGAUCCACGGAAAAGCGAAAAAUGAGCGACGCGCGACGUGUACGAAUUCGCGUCGCGGAAAAGAACCUAAUUUGAAAGACGACAGAAGGUAGAUUGACGAGAAGCGCAUACAUUUCUUCCGAUUGUGUUUCUUAAUAAGAGAAAAAAGAAGAAAAGACAACAAAGUAAGGGAAGAAGGAGAUCGCGCAACGUAAUGAAAUCAUGUGUAAUAUGAUAUAAUAUACAACUUUAUUAAAAACCUAGUUCUAAAGACGGUUGUUGAAAUAUGUACUUAUUAAAACUAGCAUAUACUUGUAGGAAACAUUUUUUGGGAUUACGGACGUCGAUUCCGUAACCGUCCACAACACUGCCCACUCUAAAGAGAAGAGACAAAGUAAGAAAGAAAGAGAGAGAAAGAGAGAGAGAAAGGGUGAGAGAGAAAGAGAGAGAAUGAGAGUGAGAAAUAGACAGAAAAAGAGGGAGAGGAAAAAGAAUGAACUAAAAGAAUCAUAAAUAUAUAAUGCGUAACAAUCCGACUCGACAAAACUCGGCUAAACUCGAUAAGACAAGUCUCUUUUCUUUUUCUUAUGACGUGUCAUUGGCUAAUCCUUUAUUGCAGAUUUCAAACGUAGUUCUCAUGAUAUUGAUUAAAAUUUACUUUUAAUAUGUAUCGAUUCAAUAAUUAUAAAAUAAUUUGUAGAUUCACGGAUAACAAUUGUUAAAUGUGUUUCAAGCUUUUACUGUAGGUUUUAAUUGCCUUGAGCAAACAGUGAAAUAUUUUAGAACUUAUUAACAGAUAUCGAAAAUAAGAAAAGAUUAUAAUUUGAAAAUAAUUUCAAUAUAAUUAGCAGCGUAGCAAACAUAUUUCUCGUAGCCUUUUUGUAAAAAAAUGUAUAAGUGUUUUUGUAAUAAAGGAUUAAUUUAUAUUUUGAAUAGCCGCGAUCAAAGAUGAAAAUCUCGCGAAGGUGCAAGAUCGAUCGUCGACGUCGGAAACGAUUGAUGAUAAUCGAACGACGGAUGGAUAACACAUGGCGAGCACUUGUAUUAAUCUAUAAAUCGCCAUAGAGAAUGCUCACUAUCGAUAUUAAAUAAAGAUAAAUGUAUCGCGUGGCUGCCUUUAAUUCAUCGAACAUCGCGGAUGACUCACAAACCGCGCGAAGAUCGACGUCAAAGCUAAUGACAAAGCGACGCGAUAACAAUGAAGGUGGUAGAUGAAGUUGUUUGUUUCUCGCCGACGUAAAUUCUUUUUGUAUAUUUGUGAAACAAUGUUCUUGUAGCCUAAGAUCCUUGGAUCCUCGGAUUCUCCGAUCUUCGAUCACUUAGGUACUAGAUUCCUUGGAUCUAAUUUUUUUUAUAUCAUCUGAAUAAUUAACUCAUUUUUUUCUGAUAACCUGAUUAAUCAAUGGAUUUUAAUUUUUUAGAACUUUUUUUUUAAACCUCAGUUUCUCUUAAUCUUUCUAAUAAUAAAAAUUAAUAAACAUUUUUAAACAUAUAAAAUAUUGUGGCUUGCUUAGUUACUGAGUUAUUAAUCUCUCAAUUCUAAAUUUAUGUUGCUACUAAUGCUUUUAAUUCUACUAACUUUUAUAUGCUAUUAAUUCUUUUAGUGGAAUCUAGUACCCAUUUUAUUUAUUUUAGCUCAUUGCAGUUACAAUUCUCGGACUGGAUCCGCGAAUGAAAGUUAUUCAUUCGAAGCGGAGUAUACAGGCAGUAUUGCUCAAAGCUCUCUACUUCUCCUUUAGAAUAUAACAUGAAUGUUUAAUUAUAUUAAUACAUAAUUUCUUUUUGUGAACAAUAAUUAAGAAAAAUACUGCACAUAUUAAAUUUUAACGGGAGAAUUUUGAUAUAUUUUAUUUUCUUUUUGUUUAAAUGUGACAUAAAAAAUGUCAAAGGAAAGUUAUCAUUUUAUAGUUUUAUUACAUACACUCACUACAAAAAUUAAGUUAUAUUUUUAUGAGUGGGAUAGAAGUUAAAAGUUUCGAGCGAUACUUUGAAAAUACAUAUGCUUACAUAUGUACGCGUAUAGAUUACGUGUAACAGUAUUAAACAUAGUCUGAAUCAUUCGGAAUUUACGUUAGCGAAUGUAUUACACGAUUAUAAGUGAUAUAUUGAUACGUGUUGGGGAUACAUUCUAUGUGAAACUUUGCAAUUUUAAUAUAUUUCUAUUGUAAGUAUACUCGAAAAAACUGAGAGAAAGAGAGAGAAAGAGAGAGAGAAAGAGAGAGAGAGAAAGAGAGAGAGAAAGAAAGAGAGAGAGAGAGAGAGAGAGAGAGAGAGAGAGAGAGAGAGAGAGAGACAUGAUAGCACACAACGGGCGUUAUUCGAUAUAGCGUAUAUAAAUAUAUACAUAUAUAUAUAUAUAUAGAUAUAUACAUAUAUUAUAUAUAAUAAUACAGCGCACUGUCGUGGGAAAACCACUUUAUACAUAUAUGUCGUCACGGUUAUGGCCAACUCGAGGAAUCACUCGAAAGUGAAUUUUGGGGAUGAUUAAAAAAAAAAAACAAAAAAAAAAACAAGAAAAGACACCCACGUACAGAGGAAGCAGCUAAGCUCGUCAUUCCGUUGGCGUUAAGAUUUUCCAUGUGUCUUAUCUCAUCUCGUACUUCGUUCGCGAUCAUCUUACCUUCGAGCGGAUCGCAAGAUUGUCGGAAUCUAGGAAUCCAGGUUACCUUGGAUUUUCCGUUUUCGGACGUAGAUCUUUUUAAGAAUCUACGAAUCCUAAAUCGCUGUAAAGUGUAUAAAUUCCUUGGAUCUGAUAUUCCUAGAUCGUUCGACCUCUAUUAUUUGCUUAGAUCAUCGCAUCAUUAACUUUUCGAAUUCUCGAGUCAUCGAAUCUUGAUAGUUUGGUUUUUAACAGUCACGUGAACUUAAGAUAAUCAGAAUAAUGAAGAGAAAGGGGAAGAGCAAAGAAAAAGAAGAAAGGAGAGGGGGGGGGAGAUAGAAACUGAAUAGAACUGUUAAGAUCUGUCGGAAUGAUCGUUUCUUUUUUCAUUUUCAAAGAACAUAUGCUUUGCAAUUGAAAGUUUCUGCUCCCGAGAACUAUUUCACGAUAAAAAAAACCCUCUACAGGUUUCUGGUCUCGUAGUGCCACUUUAAAUAAUAAUGAAUAAUAAUAAUAAUAAAACCAACAAAUAAUAUUAAUAUUUACAAUAAAAUAAUAAUGGUAAAAAGGAAUAAAGUUAUAUUAAUUAUAAUAAUUGUUAUAAGUUGAAACUGUUGUUUCUGGUACAUGCAGAUACUUUACACAUACAUGCACACAUAUACACACACCUUAAACUAAGAACAUGGCCUUCGUCGUUUAUUUAUACGUAGUCUCCUCCUAUGAUCCUUUUUUGCAAAUAGUGCAAUGUCCUGGAGUUAUUUGAACAGAAAUUAACUCGCAUAAUUAUUAAGUAUUUUUUAUUUAAUAACUGCUGAGAUCAUUAUUUAUUUGUAAUUACCACAGAUUUUUUGCAUUUUUAUGCAACAUAAAUUCGCGCGCGAAUCCUUCAACUCUUUUAACAUUUCAGCAAUUUUAAUUUUAUCAUAUCUUCGAAUAUUCUCAUAUCUCUUAAUAAUAUUAAUACUAUUAUUAAUAUUAUUAUUUAAGUAUUUAUUAUUAAGUAAUUUAUAUUAUCUACGACACUUGCGAAUGUUUCCGAUCGUAUGAAACGAUAUUAUUAAUGUUGGAGGCUUUAUUUUAUAAGAGAUUUUUGCGCUAUUAUUCCUAUUUGUGCAAUUUUAUUCGUUAUAUAUCGUUAUAUCAGAUUGAUAUAAUUAUGAUUCUUUCAUCAUAAUAACGCGACUAUUUCACGACCUAUCGAUCGAUCGAUCUGCAGCGAGCAACUGACGAUCACCAUAAGAGAGAGAUCUAGCGUAAGCAACCUCGCAUUAUGAUUACCUCUGUGUAUCUGCAUGACCGCAUUACAAUAACCUUUAACUACUUUUAAAGGAAGGAAGACAUAGUCACUACUCGAUAUAGCAAAAAUGAGAAAUUUUAUACAGGUGUUCCAAAAGCAUGUGCCAAAGAGAAAAAUCGAGAUUGCGCAGCGUAUCGAGAGUAUACUCGAGGCUGGUAUUUUAUCGUCGCGACGACAAUCUUUCCCAGUAUAUGUAUAAAUGUUAACACGCAAUCAUAAUCUCUUAAUCCUUGUUAAGAAUUAUUAAGAAUAUUUAAUACUUCUUUUAAACUUCUAAACUGUUCGGAAUCUGUUUUUCAAAUGUUUUCAUCCUGAGCUUUACGAACUCUUCAAUUUUUAAAAACAUCCAUUUGAAGAAUAAUACCCACGGAUUUUUCUGAAGCCUAUUCUUUGCGUAACCCAGAAGAAAUCUGAAUAAAAAAUAAAUUUCUUUUCACGAACAAAAUACACGUUUUAUGAGAGAAAUUAAUUUUCAAUGUCGCGCGAAACUUUCGGAGCACUUUGUAUAAAUAUUCAUACCGAUCGCGAAGUACAUUAGCAACUCUUGCCGCAUAGCGAUUAGCUCGUAUUAAUAAAUGAAUGAAGUAAUUAAUUAAUUGCGUUAACUUACGAAGGUAAGAUUCGAAACAAUGAAGUAGGGGAGUAAAUCAAAAGACGCGAAUUCCCGCGAGAUUUAUCCAGGACGAGGUACUUAGGAGGAGUCUUCCCUCGCGAGAGGCACGUUGCCCAAUAUUACACGUAUACAGUGUGUCGAGAAAGCAUUCAUAUACAUUAUCAUGGUUUUUUAUUAUCAGUAUUACGUCAUAUUUUUCAUAACGUUUUAUGUUUAAAAAUAUUUUUAUCAUUGUAAUAUGUACUUAUAUUGUGUGGGAUAAAAUUACUUGCGACAUAGGAGUAGAUAUAGUUAAUAUAAUAAGUUUUUAAAUAGUUAUAAGAUACGCACUAAGGAUUCUAGAUCUCUCGUGCUCUUGGAGUUCUUAUAAAAUAUCAAAUAUUUUACACCUUGAGCAAUUCAUUUUUAGAAUGCUUAGAUAAUAAGUUACAUACAUAAAUCUUAAGUUAUUUUUAAUAUUAAAUUAAUUAGAUUCUAGAUUAUUUAAAUUACACACACACAUAAGAGAGUUAUUUAUAUUUAAAUGUAUCUUUGAAAAAUAAGCAACUAUUUGAAAUUUUGUCGAAUCAAGUGUAGAUUUAUAUGAUAUGUAUAUUUGUACAAUUUGACACAUUAUUAUAAGUACAUUAUUACAAUAUAAUUAUAAAAAGUUAUCGCUCUUAAAUAAGAUUAUCUUUUUACCGUGAAAUAUGACGCGAGCGCUUUCUUUGCACACCACGCAUAUAUAUAUAUAUAUAUAUAUAUAUAUAUAUAUAUAUAUAUAUAUAUAUAAAUAAUAUAAACUAUAUAAUAUAAAAACUAAUCAUGAUCUGCAAUCCUACACUGCACUGUCGAAAAGGAAACAUAAAACAAGUAGUGCAAAUUAAGAUUUUUUAAGCAUUAACGACGAGAGAAAAUGGGAGAAUUAAUGUACUGACGAUGACGACUUUUUUAACGUUUUAUCGCGUUACGGAUUAUAAUAUGUGUAUAUAUAUACAUGAAUGCAUAACGUACACAGUACCCUCAGUAUAAAAAAAAGAAGAACACGUAGACCACAUGUGUCUAUGUAUAUACAUAUAUAUACAAUUCAUAUAUACGCGCGUGCGUGGAAAUGUGCGUGUGAUGAGAGUGCAGCAAGGAUGUAAAUAAUAAAGAUCGCAUUAUACGAUUAUCCACUGGGAUCUAUAAUUGCCAAAUGUAUAAGUCACAAUACAUGCAUGUAUAUAUAUAUGUACAUACAUACAUAUAAAUAUAUUUGUAUGUAUGUAUAUAUGUAUAUACAUAUAUAAAUUAUAUAAUAUGAGUUCGAUGCACAAUAGCGACAAUCGCAUUAUCCUGUGCGAUUUUCUGGCGAGCGAGUUUUUGCACCACUUUGUUCGUGAAUUUUCCUACAAAAUGGUGUCUAAACGAAUUUACGAAUAUUACUAAUAAAAACGACAGCUCAAUUUUUUAUUCUUUCUCGCUUCUUUGGAUUCUGGCACAAUUGGAUUAACAGAUCUCUAAAUCCACAGUUGCCUGGAUCCUUCUCUUCGAUCUCUUCAUAUGUAUUUCCUCAAAUCCCAAAUCUCUCCCUCAAAAUUUUAUUUUGUUUUCAAGUAAGCAGAUUAUCGUCAAUAAUCAUCGAUAAAAAAUUCACCAACAAAAAGGCGGUGCAAAAUUGUGAUGAGAGCAUCAUCGACAACAGACAUUUCUCGUUAACCCUUUCUGGGCACGUAUGUCGUGGCGUACGUUCCGAGAUACCCAGAAUACUUUGAUCACGCCUAAUAUGUAAUUCUAUUUUUUUUUUUUUUUUUCAUUUAAAAAUAGCUAAAUCAAGAUUAAAG
Molecule: messenger RNA, 10909 nt
Organism: Solenopsis invicta (red fire ant)
Lineage: Eukaryota; Metazoa; Arthropoda; Insecta; Hymenoptera; Formicidae
Gene: Drep2
Exons: 6
Coding region: 1873-3228 (451 amino acids)
Biological process (GO): apoptotic process; regulation of apoptotic process
Source: RefSeq, a predicted model, not a curated record